Messenger RNA from Candidula unifasciata, 2829 nucleotides. NCBI's taxonomy places the organism in Eukaryota, Metazoa, Mollusca, Gastropoda, Stylommatophora, Geomitridae. The record is from the annotation of a GenBank genome assembly.
AUGAUGUCAUUUGUGGUUCCAUCGUCGAUGAAAAUGCCAAAACAGCAGAGUAAAUUGGAGUAUGAAGAAAUGAAAAGGAGACUUUUAGAAACAGAACAGAAGCUAGAGAAGCUGAACAAACUGGAUGAAGAUCUUCAAAGUGUGGUGUCUGCCAACUCUGACAGAACAUCAUUAGUUAGUGAGCACAUAUCAGGCACAUACAGCUGCCACAAGUCUCCUCAAGCAGACACACAGAGCCUUGCAUCUGUCAUCAGCACAGUACCUGACUCCUACACCCGCUUUGUUAGUCACCAGAUCCCUAGCAGCACCCCUAGCAAGCACAAGCGGCCCCCUGUGUCAGCAACAGCCACAGACAGCUAUGAUUCUGACAGUUCUACAAAUUCAGCAAGAAUUACUAUCCCUGCCAACAAAUAUGAACGAAAAUUGCUGUCACAGAACCAGAGACUACUAGCGGAAGUAGAGCGCCUUGUUGAUGAACUGCACACUGUUAAACUACAGGUGGCUUCCUUUAAAAAGUAUGAAGCUGAUGUCAGGAGACUUCCUGACUUAGAGGACAGAAUUGAAGGUCUACAGGCAGAGAAUCAAGCUCAGGACAAAGCUCUUAGGGAAGCAGAAGAGCACAUUGAAGAGGGUGCCAGAAGAAAUGCAGAACUACAGAAAAAGCUGGAGAAAUAUGAAGGAGAUAUAGCUGACUUACAAAUGGAGUUAGAUGCAGCAAAAUCUGCCAAGAAGGAGAUCGAACAUCAGAGGGAUGAGACUUUACAGAAUCUGAUGGAAGCACAGGAUUCUUUGGGAGAUUAUCAGCGCAGGAUGAAAGAUAAAAUGAAGAAGAUGGAAGCUACUGAGGAUGAGCUGAGGGAUAGCUUGACGGCCAUCACUCAGGAGCGAGGUGACCUCAUGGAGCAGUUGUCUGACAUGCAGACCUCCUUGGCCUCCCAGGAAGCUCAGAUCAACCGUUUGCUCAACGACUUGGAGAUGGAGGACAUGAAGAAACAGGAAAUUGAGCAAGAGAAGACAACACUGCAAGAUCAGCUGGAGCUGUUAAUGGCACAGCUCAUCAAGUAUGAAAGCGACACAAAAGGUUUGAAAGCUGUACAGAAGGAAAAACAGCUUCUGGAGGCUGAGCUGACAGAGCAUCGAACAGUGGCCCAGGAAAUUGCUCAACUCCUCAUGCUUGCUCAACACUGUCACAGUAAGAAUGUUCUGGAAGACAGUGGCAAUUACAGCAUCCACAACCUCAAGGGCGAUGGUGGCGGGUGGUCUGCAGGUGGUGAUGCUGCAGGUGUGGCCGACCUCAACACAAACAACAAUGGCAGCAUGGAGCUCAACACAAACAACAAUGGACUUGGAUGUGAGGGUGGGACGACCAUGAUGGGAGAGCUCAGAAACCUGUUUACAAACAUGGACGGAGAGAUCCAGCGGCUGCGCUACGACCUGAAACAGAGGGAUGCCGAUGACCGAACCUAUCAGAACCUGCACGAUGAACUCAGGGUACUCAUGGACAAAGUGGAAUCAGGUGUACGUGCUAACCAAGAACUGGAGUGCCUGGUCAGUAGCCUGGAGGAAGACAAGAGGAACCUUCUCAUCAAACUGGACGAGUGUCACCAGACCAUCGCUGAGAGGGAGCGACAGAUUCAGUGCAUGGACACACGACUGAAUGAACGCAACCACCAGGUCAUCUGUCUACAGGAAGACAACAACGACAAGGCCCAGACCAUCUGUCAGUUGGGAAAACAGUUAGACUGUAACGAACAGAGGCUCCAGAUGUCUGAAUCAGGCCAGAACCAGUGUGCCGAGCAUGUAGCAGCUCUGGAAGCUCGCAUCAAAGAGCUGGAGGAUCUCCUCUGCCAGAAGGAACAAACUGUCCAGGAGCUCAGUGAACAAAUUGUCAAGAUCAACAAAGAGUUCCGGUGCAUGCAGCAGAAGUACGAGAAGAAGGUGGACUGCCUCAAUCAGCAGAUCUACGAGUAUCAGAAGCAGAUAGAACAGCUAACAUCGGACAAUGAUGCACUGAAUCACAAACUGACUGUCUGUGUGAAAGCAGCCGAGGACUGUAAGCGCAUGCUGCACAGCCAGGAGGAUCUGAACCAGAACUUGGAGAACCAGGUGGAUGAGCUCAAAACGACUCUUGAUGAAAAAGAGAAGCUGCACUGUAAACUGCUGGAGUCCUACCAGCAGAAGAUCUGCAAGUCCAACGAGCAGAUCAAGGCUCUGGAGAAUGCACUGAUCAUGUGCCGUAAUGAGGUCAAGAUGCACUUGGACACCAUGGAGAAGAUCAAGAACCACUUUGAGUGUGAGAUUAUGAAGCGGGACUCUUGUAUCAAACACCUGAAGGAAGAGCUGCGCAAGUGCAGUGAGGAUCUCAAGUGCCGUGUCCAGGAGAACUGUAGCCUGGAGCAGACCAACGCUGAACUGCACAACAAGCUCAGCAAUGCCUACGCUCAGCUCAAGGCCUGCGAGCAGAACGCCUGUUGUCUCUCUGACAAGUUGAAGAACAUGGAAAAUAUAAUGCUCAAAGACAAGGCCUGCUACAUGAAGGAGACAGAAGAGUUGGAGCGACGGCUGGAAAAAUCUGGCAUGAUAGACUGCUUGCAAGGGGAGAAGAACAGCUUGUGCCGCGACCUGACCAAAUGCAAGGAGGUGGCCUGUACCCUGCAGGACAAGCUCAACAAGAUGGAGCGGGACAACCAGGAGCUGUGCCGACAGCUACAGCAGAAGAUGGACUGCAUUCGAGAUCUGGAGGUGGCCAUUUGUGCCAAGGAACAGGAAGUGAAGUGUUGUCAGAGAUGUGUCGAGGAACUCCAGGAGAAGAUCAAACGAUUGAACGCU